UGGAACAGAGCAGAGCGGUAAAAGAUGUAAGUUGUUUUAAAGCCAUAUGGAGAUCGAAUAGAGAGAUAGUUACUAACAAGCAUGGGGGAAAAGCCCUUAUGGAGAGUAUAAACUAUAUGGACACCGAGCUGGAGAUCAUCAGUCUUUCGAAUGAUAUUGCCAUUUCCAACUACCAUAACUUCUUGUACGGCGUCAACAGCAUAAUAUUUGUUAUGGAUUCUGCAAAGCUUUCAGUGGAGUACUUGGACCGCGUUAAAAGCAUACUGACAAAUUUACAACUUGAUCAAGAAGUCUCUCCAGAAGCUGGAAAGAAGAUGAAGUUGUUGUUACUAUUGAAUAA
Messenger RNA from Williopsis jadinii, 340 nucleotides. RefSeq lists its product as uncharacterized. NCBI's taxonomy places the organism in Eukaryota, Fungi, Ascomycota, Saccharomycetes, Phaffomycetales, Wickerhamomycetaceae. The record is from RefSeq and is a predicted model, not a curated record. The annotation marks the transcript as partial. The transcript has a single exon.